Molecule: messenger RNA, 1652 nt
Organism: Xyrauchen texanus (razorback sucker)
Lineage: Eukaryota; Metazoa; Chordata; Actinopteri; Cypriniformes; Catostomidae
Gene: gc
Product: GC vitamin D binding protein
Exons: 12
Coding region: 86-1498 (470 amino acids)
Biological process (GO): vitamin transport
Cellular component (GO): blood microparticle; cytoplasm
Molecular function (GO): vitamin D binding; vitamin transmembrane transporter activity
Source: RefSeq, a predicted model, not a curated record
AUUAAAACUGCAAUACAGAGGCAGUUCCUAAUUUGAACUCAUCUUUGAACACAUUAUAACCUGUGGUAAAAUAAAAUACCAAAAAAUGAGGAACACAGCUCUCAUUUUAAUUUCUGCCUUAAUAAUCCCAGUUUUUGUUGCUGACAAAGGCAAGAAUUAUGCUAAAGAAAAUGUUUGCCAAGUGCUCAGAACCACUGGAAUUGAUAAAUUCAGAGAAAUGUUCACCAUCCUGUACAGUCAAAAGUUCCCAUAUGGCACAUUUGAGGAGGUGAAUUGUGUGGCAGAUGAAAUGACAAAACUUGCAGAAAAAUGCUGCAAAGAUGAUGCCAGUCCUGACUGCUAUGACAAAGGAGCCACAGAGAUCUCUGAGAAGUCAUGUGGAAAGGACUCUCCAUUUCCUAAACAUCCAGACAUUGAGCAGUGCUGCACACUUCAGGGUCCUGAGAGGAAGCUUUGUUUGGCUUCUCUACGGUACACUAGUGAUGAGCUGCCUUCCCUGCUGGAGCCCACAAAUGAAGAGAUCUGCACUCAGCACACAGAAGAUGGCAAGAGCUAUGCUGUCAGGUACAUCUAUGAGUUUGCCCGGCGGCACAGGAGCAUCCCAGCAGGCUUUGUACUUAAUGCUACUCAGUACCAUGUGAGAAUGGCCGAGAGAUGUUGCCACCCUGCUGUCAAAAAUACUUGUUUCCUCCAAGAGAAACUCCAGCAGAGCGGCUUCAAGAUUUUUCUGAGGUUUCUCUCCAAUAAUUGCAACAACCAGGUUAACUUGAAAUCCUACAGAUCUGGGUUGUCUGCAUAUUAUGGAAAUCUCCUUGGAGUGUCCUUUGAAGAGGCAUCAACCCUUUCCAGUCAUUUCCAAUCUGGGCUUGAAAAAUGUUGUUUACAGCCCCAACCUGCAUGUAUAAUCGAAGAGCUAACAAGCUUUCAGAAAGUUCUCUGCAAUGAAUCAAAACUGGAGGCCAUGUCUAAGGAAUUUCAAAGGUGCUGCAGGAAAUCUCCCCUGGAUUCGUAUACCUGUGUGGACGACUUAAAAAGACAGCCCCAUCACUCCUCAGAUUUAACACAUCCCCUUUCAUCCCAGCUCUGCAAAGAAGCCCAACCUCAUGGACUUGACAGAUAUUUGUUUCUGAUUGGAGUGAGACAUGCAUCUAUUUCUCUGCCUGUGAUGACAACCGUCCUUGAUCAAAUCAAGAACACAGUAACAGUGUGCUGCUCGGCUGCUGAUGUCACGGCAUGUUUAACGGAGAAGGAAAGUACAUUGAAAAAGACAACUGCACUACUGUCCAAGAUUGAUGACACUUGCUUGCAGUACUUCAAACUUGAGCUGGCUGCAUUCAAAACUAUGAUGCAAAGGGAGGCGCAGGGGGAGAGAGCCAAGAUGAGGGCCCAAGCAUGGGUGGAGCUAGCCACUUCCUGCUGUUUCCAGCACUCCCCUGCACAACUCUGCCAAAAAAUGACAGAGGAGGUCAUUAAAUAUGACAAUGACACUGGGGUUUAAAUACGUGUUCAAAGAUUUUCUUUUGAGCACCAUCAAUUACAUUGGAUGAAGAGAUCAUCUACAUUCCUUCUGUAAUAAGAAAUGUCAUACCUCUCACGCUCUGAAAUGUUUUAUUAUCUUUAAAUAAACUUUCCAAUUGCUUCAAAAUAAAAAA